Messenger RNA from Cylas formicarius (sweet potato weevil), 6050 nucleotides. It is a transcript of the gene Pur-alpha, whose product is annotated as transcriptional activator protein Pur-beta. The coding region runs from base 37 to 927 and encodes 296 amino acids. The record is from RefSeq and is a predicted model, not a curated record. Gene Ontology annotation, cellular component: nucleus. The transcript is spliced from 7 exons. Gene Ontology annotation, molecular function: purine-rich negative regulatory element binding; DNA-binding transcription factor activity, RNA polymerase II-specific; RNA polymerase II transcription regulatory region sequence-specific DNA binding. Lineage: Eukaryota; Metazoa; Arthropoda; Insecta; Coleoptera; Brentidae. Gene Ontology annotation, biological process: regulation of transcription by RNA polymerase II.
GAGAAGGUUGAGUGGAGUGUGUAAGUAGGGUUUGCGAUGUCGGAUAUAGGUAGCGGAGAUGAAGGUUCUAGUUCGCAAAAAUAUCACGGUAUGGAACAAGGAAGCGAGUAUGACUCAGGCCAGCAAGGUCAAGUUGAGCAGGAACUGGCCACAAAAAUGUUACAGAUACAGAGCAAGAGGUUUUAUUUAGAUGUGAAACAGAAUCGAAGAGGCAGAUUUAUCAAAGUUGCUGAGAUUGGAGCCGAUGGCCGACGAUCCCAGAUAUUUCUAGCCCUUUCAACUGCCGCCGAGUUUCGAGACCACCUUUCCACAUUUAGCGAUUAUUAUUCUUCACUUGCCGAGAAUGCUGUUUUAGGCCCACCCAAUCCCGACAAUGUGCCGGAAGAUGGCAAGCUCAAGAGCGAGAUGAUGAUCAAGGACAAUCGUCGCUACUACCUGGACCUGAAGGAGAACUCCAGGGGGCGUUUUCUGCGUGUAUCGCAAACGAUCACCCGGGGCGGGCCUCGGUCUCAGGUUGCGAUACCGGCGCAGGGAAUGAUCGAGUUCCGGGACGCUCUCACAGAUCUCCUAGACGAAUUUAGUACCGACGAGCACGCGUACAAACCCGACUUACCGGAAGGCAGACACAUGCACGUCGACAACAAAAAUUUCUACUUUGACAUUGGUCAAAACAACCGCGGCGUUUACAUGCGCAUUUCCGAGGUCAAAACCAACUUCCGGACUUCCAUAACCGUGCCGGAGAAGAGCUGGCAACGGUUUCGGGACAUCCUGAGCGAUUAUUGCGAGAAGAUUAAGCAGCCGACGGGCGGAGCCACCGGGCAACUGCAGGGCGGGGGCGGCGGCGGCGGCGGGAUGCUCUCGCAAGAUCAGCCUCACCCAUUGGUUGGCAAUAAUACCCAACAAGACAGUGGGACGAGUUUAAAGUAGGCUAGUGUGCCCAUUUUAGACUAAAAAUAUUAGAUUUAUUAAUAUAACAAAUUAAAAAAAUUGGAUAGUUGCCGUCGUCGGGUUACCGCCCUUAGUUUGUAUAGCACUCUGAGCUGUGGAGUCUCGGGGACCAACGUCGAGCUAUUAAUUAAUUAGCUUUAGGGUGUUUCGUUAAACUUAACCUCUUUGUUUUUCGAUCUAACGUAGUUGGGCGACCUCAUGUGAUAGGACUCGGUGUUGGUCCCCCCCAAAUAUGGACCUUUCGAGAUGUGAUCACCGAUCGGGGCCCUAAAACGACGACGGUUCGAUUUCGAGACAGUCUCAGAAGUUGGUUUUCGUGCAGUGUUUUAACACGAGAAAAAAAAAACACUAAAUGUUAGAUUCUCUAUUAUAUGUUACGAAGGAAUACUAAAAAAAAGAUUAUUUAUUUUUUGUCGUUUUUAAGUUGUUGCUAUAAUAUAGCGUGUACCAUAUUGGUUAAAUUUUUUCAUCCUUCGAGGAUGCGCCCGGAGCGACAUCGGAACGCGCGCCGAAAUGCGAGGUUAGGUUUUCGAUCUCGCUCGGGGCACGUUGUUUUUUACUUCUCAAAGGUUAAGAGGGCACCACAUUGUUUUCUUUUUUGUGAUUAUAUUAAAUAUUAUAUGAAAUGGCGUCGCCGGCAGCCAAGCUGUCGUCCCGCGGGACGCCGCCGCUCUGUGAUUUUUCUAUUGUCUUUGUAAAGAAAAAAAAAUUAACGGGAAAACCUUUACACGGUUUAUUAUAUUUUUAUUAUAUUUAUUUAUUCGUUUUAUUUUUGUGACUUAUUGUUCUUGGGUUUCUGUUCACUUUUUUUUCUCCGGUUUUUGACGAUAACAUUCGCCGGACGGUGUUUCUGUUUUUUCGGUAAGAUUCUCUUAAAAUGUUGACAAUGUAUAGCUAUACCGGGGGAGACGUGAGAGAUUGAUAAGAUUAUUCUCACUGCCAAAGUUAAGUGCUUUUUUAGUGACAAUAUUUGCUUUCUUUUUUUUUUGUUUCGUUCGUAGGGCACCUUGUCAUACUUUCGAUUGCGACCGGUUGAAAUUAUAGUAAACUAUUUAUUUUAGUGAUCCGAGAUAAUGUCUGCGGUCUGAUUUGUUCCUCAUACCAAGGCGUGGUAAAAAUAAAAUUUGACGAUUAUGAAAAUUUCGUGUGUAUAUACACUUCUUUAAUUUGUUGUGUAUAAAAGUUCACGGUAACGAUAGUUGUUUUUUUGUGAUAUAGUUACGCUCAUAUUUUGCUCCGUCCUGGCAUGCUUCAUACCAGGAAACUGGUUUUCACUAAGGAUUACUUUGGCCAUUAGGCUAAGUUUGCUUUUAACGAGUUGAAAUUGAGCUACGAUUUCCGCUAUCGAUGACAUAUCAAAAAGUUUUAAGUUCAAAAGAUCUCAAGUUGUUUGUCCAUUGUCAAUAGAAAUAUUUUUUCUAAAGAUUCGAGAAAUUGGUUGACUUUAGCAACCAAUUAGCAACCAAAGGUUCAAUGUUCACAUAGGCAUGUUUCAGAUCUGAAUACUAUUGGCUAUUAGUAUAUUACGACCCGUUAUUCUGGAAGGUUUUACUCUAAUCGUAACGAUUAGAAAACCGACCGUGUCCCUUCUCAUCCCUUAUUAAGGUUCGAUGAAAUGAUGCAGACAUUAAGAGCAAGUCGUUUGGGAACUGGAGUCAUCUUUCGUAGUGUAGAAUAAAAUCGAGUUUGUUAAACAGAACUGAUUUUCAACAAUUUGUCAGCUGACGAUCGCAGGUCGCCAGCAAUGGGCAAAAUAUGAGCGGGCGUGUGAUGUAUUACGAUUAACAUUGGUAAUUUCAACUUGUUAACUAUGUGUGUAUUGAAGCUGUUACACGGAAUUUGAGGUGGUGCCCCGCCCCACACAGUUUACGUAUGAACUUACAACUCUUGGUUGAUUUAAACGAUGACGGGUCUGUUUUUCGAUUCGUUUUAAAAUAAGUGAAGCAAACCAAAAACUACACUAAAAAUUGUGAUUAGUAAAUUUCUAACUGCGUACCAUUGUGCUAUUUCAUAUAUAUUUUUGUUUCGGGUCGUACGAGAAAAAAAAAGUGUUACACACACAUUUUUGCGUUGUUUCGAAUUUUUAUAAAUAUGUAUAAAAAAUUGCGUUAUGCCUUUAGAGAUGUUUAUUUUCCGUAGACUAGUCAGUUUUCGAAUAAGGGUUUGGCGGAUAAUUAAUUUGCGUUUAAAAUUUUGCUCGCUUGCAACGUCGACGGCGGUGUUGAGGCGGGAAAUUGUAUUGUGUCCGGGCAGGCUUUCAGUUUCGAUGAGUAUAAAUCAUAAGAAAACUAAUAAUAAUGAGGGUAAAUAUCGGAACCGCAUCCGCCAGCGCCACCGCGAUCCCCUGGACCAACCAAUUUUCUGGUGGCGGGAAAUUUCAAUAAGGACGGUUGUAUUACAGUUAUAGAGAAAAGUAAUAAAAAUGCGAUAUUUUCUAAUUAACAUCGCUUUGUUUGAAAGAUAAAAAAUAUAAAAUUUAAAAAAAAACAAAAUCCUAAUUUGGACUUAAAAUUUCUUCAUAAAGUUGGUUCACGAAUACAUUUGAGGAAACCUUAACAUAUUAUAAUUAGCGUCAUACAAAAAAAAUUGUUAAUUUAUUUUUAAAAAUUCGACCCUUAAAGUGUUUACUUUAAGCUUUUGGUACAAACAAGGAAAUAGUGGACUCUAUGAUUAGAGUUAUUACCACAUCUUCUGCACUUACUGCUUCUCUAAAAAUUUUUUCAUUGUCUGAGCUUUCAUAUGUUUAGCUAAAUAAGGACUAUUAUGACCAAACAACAAAAACACCCAAACAACCUUUAAAUACUAUGAGUUCGUAGAAUUGUUUAGUGACAAGCUCGUUUUGAGUGUCCUUGUCAAAGGUUUAUUAGGCAUUUUAUUUAAAUAUAAUAACUUCGCUGACAAUUAAUCUACCUUUAUUUGGAGUUUCGAUUCACUUUCCCUCACACGUAAAAAAUUAGUAUAUGUACAAGAAAACGAUAAUAAAUAAAAUUAACUUUGUUUUCUUCUUCUAUCCCAGCUAGCCAGAUAAAGACGGAGAGUCAUGCGUUAGUCGUAACUCGAUUUGUUCAAAUUCGGGACGUCUGAGACCUCGCUCUCUUUUUAUUGGUUUUCUUUAUGGUAUAAAUAUAAAACAUAAUUCGUACCUCGUUUGUGUUAAUUAUGAGAACCCCCGACGGCAACGGCGACGUUACGUGUUUCUCCUCCUUAAUGAUCGUACAAAAAAAAAACAAAGUACAACAACGCACGUGACGUCACGUUGUCGCCGGUCGUUUCCAUGUGUCGCCCCGCGAUUUUGCAAGCGUUGAAACUUGCGGAAAAAGAAAUACAGAACUAUAAUAACAAAGAUUAUUUAAAAUUGAAAAAUAGCUUUCUAGAAAUUAUAUACGAUAUGAUAUAUAUUAAUUUGAACCGUCCGGGAUUCGCCCAGGAAUUAAUUCAGUUAUGCACCGAUUAACCUUUAGGCAGUGUACGGGAGUGGAUACACACACCCUAACGAUUCGACACCGCCCCGUACGCGUUUCCGUUUUCACCGUCCCGGGGGCGGAUUCCGGACCUUUUCCACGGAUACACAUCCGAACUUUUAAAAGUACGAAUAGAUGCCAUCCAGAGGGUUUCUUUGGUUUGUCGGUUUCCGUUCCACGAAUCAUUUUGGAUUUGUACUUUUGAAAAGUUUCUACAUUUCAAGAAUUAUAUUUAAAGUAAGAUUGUAGAAUUCUACUUAUGUUUAUGGGAUGAACAUAUUUAGAACAUGGCUGUAAUUGUGAUGUGGCCGGUGUAACGGCUUCAGAACGGGGCGUGUCAAGACUUGAAGUCGGCAAAAAUGCGACUAAAGGUGAUGCGAAAACCUUCCAGAGAAACUUAAUGUUACAGUGUCCAUUUCUAUUAAGCAGAUCUUAAACGUGUACAGCUUGUUUUAUUACUAAUUGAACGUAGGUUAACUGGAUAAAAAAAUAAUUGUAAAAUGUAGUCUCGCAUCUCUUUGACAUAACAAUCUGCGUUCAGUAAAAACUAGAAAAGCAUACAAAUCAAAGGCAAUCGACAAUCGAAAAACUACUUAAAUGGUUUUCGAGAAAUACAAUUUUUUCCUUAUUGUUUUUAAUUGAAAACAGAUUGAGUACAUGGUACAAAUAUAUUAAAAGUUUUUGAGGGAGAAAAAGGCAAAAUGUUCGAUGUUGAGGUUAUGUCAUGAUUUCUGCUCUGGAACCGGCUUUGCACAUCUAUUAUUGUGAUAUCGCCAUUCACACAACUUGAAUUAACCAAAACCGCUUGAUUUUUAAAGUGAUAACUUAAAAAAAUGUAAAAUGGUAAAAAAAUGGAAAUUCGACUCUUUGAACACUCCAAAAGCCAUAAUUUUUAAUGAAAUAUUUGGAUAUGAAAUAUGUUCAGUUUUUUGAAAGGUUGUUAAUUGGUGCCAAAGUUACAUGAAGAAGUUUUGUCUAAAUCAACAAUCCAAUAAGAUCCACGAACUAUUUUGCAAUUUUUCCACUUUCCCGUUUUAUGGGUCAACAAGACAGAGAAUGAUCCUCAAGCAGGCCUAGAAUUACUAAUCGCGACAGCGUACGCCACUGCCUGAAAGCGCGUCAGCCACAUCACCGUGUAUAAUAGAUUAAGUAAAAAGUGUUUGAUUAAGGGACUUUAUUGGUAAAAAAAAUAGAUGUUAAUACUAGUUAGAGGCAGAGAAGCUGCAAUUUUGCAUUUAUAACAACGUCCUCACAGUUUCUUUCGAUUCUUCUUACCUUCGGGAGUUUUAUUUUUUAGCAUGCGGUCCCGUGAUUGGCAAAUAGGGUUGAAUGAUAUAUAUUUUUUUAAAUGUAGGUUAGCUUGUCAGUAUUAUUUGCGUUAUUGUUUUGCGUAAAGUUUCCUCAAUCGGGAUGUUGUUAUAAACGAAAAUUUUACCAGAAAAAUUUGGUGUUUUAUGAGUUAAACUAACGUUUCAAGAAAAAUGAAGAGCAAAAAAUGGGGAAACUCACCUACUUAGUUUAAUUUCGAUAAGAAAAUUAAAAAUGAAUCACAUUCACGAAAUUAUCGAGACCGUUCGGACUUGCUGAAACACACUUAUUAUUUAUACAUUAAAAUGUUUUUUAAAACAUUUUGUCGGUUAC